Messenger RNA from Brassica oleracea var. oleracea, 1740 nucleotides. RefSeq lists its product as uncharacterized. The record is from RefSeq and is a predicted model, not a curated record. Lineage: Eukaryota; Viridiplantae; Streptophyta; Magnoliopsida; Brassicales; Brassicaceae. The coding region runs from base 1 to 1740 and encodes 579 amino acids. The transcript has 4 exons.
AUGUCGUCGGGUCAGAGGCUAUCGAGGCAGCAGAAGGGGAAGGCAGUCGCAGCGGCGUCGAAUCCGACAAGGAAUCCCGACGGGGAUCGUGUCGGAGAUCCGGAGCUGGGGCUGACUAGCGGGGAAGGACUCUCAACGGCGGUUCCUCGUUCUGAUGAGGGUUUCCCUUCCGAUGCCAGAAGUGCGGGGAAGGGCAAGAAAAGAAAAAGAGGCGAUGGUUCGGGAGCCGGGAGGAGUACUGAGGAGACAAGUGAUGUCCCUCCUUCCAGUGAGCCCCGGAAGAAGAGCAAGAAGAAAAGGACAAAGAAGAAGUCCACCGGCGAGCAGUUGGAAGAUGCUGACGAGCAGAUCGAGCAAGAGGAAGAGGGUGCUCGAGGAGAAGAAAUUCAGCCCGAAGAGGGGGGUUCUGAGGCUGUAGCCUCGGAGGGACGGAAUGACGAGGAGGGAGUAAGUGAAGGAGAGGAACGCGAGACUUCUCUUAAUGUCGCCCGCUCGGGUGGUUCCAAGGAAAAUAGCGAAGGGUCGCCACUCCUGAUAUGUAGGGGAAAUGACGAAGACGAUGAUGAGAGGCGGUCUCCUGUUCUGACGUCUCCUCGCGAGAGAACUCCAGUUCCCGUCGGGGGAGGGGCCGUCCAGACCGGUACUUCUUCCCGCGGCGCCGCUAUCCUAAGGAGGGCACCUGGAUUCAGCUUUCUCGACAAGGUCGACUUCCACUACGAGGGACCGACUCCCUUAGUGUACGUUCCAGAGAAAUGUGGAGAGUUUCUCUGUCAAUUAAGAGGGAGGGCGAAACCUCUUCCCGCUGGUGAUAGCACGAUGAAUGUCGUGAUUGAUAAAUACGACACGGCCCUUAAAGGAGCCUUGGACGAGCUCGAGCUGGCCAAGAAAGAGUUUGCUGAGAAGGAGGAGGUUUCCGCUCGUCAACUGAACGAGUCAAGGGCCAAUCUGCAGAAGCUCAACGGGAUGAUGACCAGCACCGUUGCUCGACGCGAUGAGUUUAAAGCCGCACUGGAAUCAUCUCGAAGAGUCAUCCGCGAGCUUGAACAGGAGAAUGUUGAUCUCGAGAGCGAGAGGGCUUCGCUCGCUGCCACGCACGAGCGAGAGAUGAGACGUCUGAGGGACUCCAGAAUUUUGGAGGUGACGAGAGAAAGGGGGAGAGUUGAGGCGGAAAUGACCGCCAAGGCUAAUCGUUGCUUCGCCAAGAUUCGUUCUCGAGAGAAGCGUCAGGGUCCUUACGACGAGGCUCGGUUACUCCACAUACCGCAAGCUUCUAUUGAUAUGUUCGUCGAGCACGAGAGAAAAAUUUUGGAGGUGACGAGAGAAAGGGGGAGAGUUGAGGCGGAAAUGACCGCCAAGGCUAAUCGUUGCUUCGCCAAGAUUCGUUCUCGAGAGGAGCGUCGGGGUCCUUACGACGAGGCUCGGUUACUCCACAGCCAAGCCUUUGGGACUAGGAAGUGCCUCGAGGCCUUGAAAGGAGAUGGGAACGACAUACCGCAAGCUUCUAUUGAUAUGUUCGUCGAGCACGAGAGAAAGUACGAACAAGAGGCUGAGAAGCUUAAGGUUGGUGAAAUUCCCGAAGGCGAUCUCAGACUUUCUCCUCUCUUGUUGGAGUCUCAGUUCGUGGAUGCUCGGAUUCUGGCGGGUCUCGACCCAUAUGGUUCCAAUGCUGGCUUAAUUGACCCGGAGACCGCGGUGAAUCUGCAUGUCUCGCCUACUCAUCCGAUCGGAGAAAGGCACUAG